GUAGCCCCCACACCCGCGUUGCUGCUUCCAUUUUGUGUGGUUAUCAAAUAGUAGUCGCCGAUUAUCGACUUCUACGGGCCUUCACGCUAUGUUGCGCUACUUCUGAGUGUGCUACUUUGAUACAUCGGACGGCCACGGCUUCGACUUUAGUUGAAAUAUGGCACAUCGGAGCAUUGUGCGGACAAGCAAGUUUCGCCAUGUGUUUGGCCAGGCCCUGAAAAGAGAGCAAUGCUAUGAUAACAUAAGGAUCACAAAACAGUCAUGGGAUUCCAAUUUUUGUGCGGUCAACCCAAAGUUCCUGGCCAUCAUCAUAGAAGCCGCAGGUGGUGGGGCAUUCAUGGUGCUCCCGUUGAACAAGACUGGUCGAGUGGAUGUGAACCAUCCACUGGUGGCUGGGCACAAGGGACCUGUGCUGGACAUCGCUUGGUGCCCAUUCAAUGACAACGUAAUUGCCAGUGCUUCAGAUGAUGCUGUGGUUCGAGUGUGGCAGAUCCCUAAUUUUGGCCUUGUCCGCCCGCUCGUGGACCCAGUGGUCGAGCUGCCUGGGCAUGAACGCCGUGUUGGACAGGUGCUGUGGCACCCGUCAGCCAACAAUGUACUGCUCAGUGUUGGAGCUGACUGCAAGAUCAUCAUCUGGAAUGUGGGCACAGGUGAAAUCCUGUCGUGCAUUGACCACCCAGACAGUGUGUUCAGCUGUUGCUGGAACUGGGAUGGCAGCCGCAUUGUCACAACUUGCAAGGACCGCAAAAUUCGUGUGUACAAUCCAAGGACGGGGGAUGUGGAAGCGGAGGACUUUGGGCAUGAAGGUGCCAAGCCGCAAAAAGCUAUCUACUUGAGGGAUGGCCUCAUUUUUACAACGGGGUUCUCAAGAAUGAGUGAAAGGCAGUACGCCCUUCGUGUGGAGUCGGAACUUGCCCAGCCAGUGGUCCUGGAAGAAUUAGAUACAAGCAAUGGUGUGUUGCAGCCCUUCUAUGACCCGGAUACAAAUCUGCUAUAUCUUGCUGCAAAGGGUGACAGCAACAUCCGGUACUUUGAGGUGACGGACGAGCCCCCGUUUGUGCAUUACAUCAGCACAUAUCAGUCGAGUGAACCACAGCGGGGAAUGUGUGCCAUGCCAAAGCGCGGUUGUGAUGUCCACCAGUGUGAGAUAGCCAGGUUUUACAAGCUGCACUCCAAGGGCCUUUGUGAAGUGAUUUCUUUCACAGUACCACGCAAGUCAGAUCUAUUCCAGCAAGAUCUGUACCCUGAGACACCCGGCGACACCCCUGCCAUAUCAGCUGAGGAGUGGGCAGAAGGAAAAGAUGCUGACCCAAUUCUUAUCAACUUGAAAGAAGGCUAUACAGCCAGCACGAAGCAGGACUUCUCGGUGACUAAGAAGCCCAACAUCCUUAACAAAAUGCCUGAAAGGCCAGUAGCACAAAAGGGAAGUGAACAGUCCGUGUCCCCAGUGGUAUCAGAUGCAAAGUUGGACGAGCUGUUGGAUGAAAUCAGGAAGCUCAAGUCUGUUGUGGUGAAGCACGAGAAACGCAUCAAGGAGCUCGAGUCGCGGUUGGAAAGUAGCAAGGAGGAUACCUCCGUCGACCGCCCCAACACGCCACCGACACCUCCACCGGGUGAUCAGAAACAGAGCAACAAUCACCACGAAGAAAGCGCCACUGGAGAAGGCCAUCCCUUGCGCAAGUCGGAGACAAGUUCAAGCCUAUAUUACCCACCGCCAAGGAGCCUGCCCUGCAAAACACUGCAAGGUGGUGCCAAAAAAGACAAUGUGCCCUAUGGUGACCACUGUAGAAGUGGCAGUGGCAAGAUGAUGAUGUUUCUGCAGAAUAUGAAUCGUGCUUGGAAUAAUCUCGUUGCCAGGCCGCUGGUGCGCAGCCGAGAAAGUGGCACAAGGUCCCAACUAAGUUUACCCACAAAUGCUUCAUAAGGACAAGACUUUCCUAGGCAGCAAGGGUCCCCAAGUAGUUGCAGCAUCCUUGUUUCUCAACCCAGUGCAGUAAAGUGUGACAUUGGAAGUUUGUGCAACAAACCUUACAUAA
Molecule: messenger RNA, 2036 nt
Organism: Dermacentor andersoni
Lineage: Eukaryota; Metazoa; Arthropoda; Arachnida; Ixodida; Ixodidae
Gene: coro
Product: protein coronin
Biological process (GO): actin filament organization
Molecular function (GO): actin filament binding
Source: RefSeq, a predicted model, not a curated record